AAUAGAGUUUUGGAAAUGGAAUCCUUUCGACCGUAUGUUGGCCAAGUAAAAGAUGCCAAAUGUUUCUUUGUUUUAUGGCAGUAUGCAAAUGCAAAGACUAUUUCUCAAUGUUAAGUGCUAUACAAGGGAUAAAGGGGAUCUAAAAGAGAGAGAUUGGGUGCAUGGUGAGGCAUGGUGACGCCGGGCCGUUGUAUACUCCUGUAUCACAUGGCAAGUCAGGGUCCUUUUUUCUUCAUCUGCCUGCUAGCCCUGGCUGCCACCACCAAUGGGGCAAAACCAAACCAUUAUUCGAAGCCAUUUAACCGGAGCAGUUUUCCAGCAGGUUUCAGUUUUGGUGCCGGCUCAGCUGCUUACCAGAUUGAAGGAGCUGCUCUUGAAGAUGGGAAAGGGCCAAGUGUAUGGGACACUUUCGCUAGAAAAUAUCCAGAAAGAAUUGCUGAUCGAAGUACAGGAGAUGUAGCUGUUGAUUUUUAUCAUCGUUACAAGAUUGUCCAAGAAAUGCUACAGGACGACAUAAAGCUGAUGAAGAAAGUUGGUUUGGAUUCCUUCAGAUUCUCCAUUUCAUGGUCUAGGAUUUUACCCAAGGGGAAACUUUGUGGAGGAGUAAACCCACCAGGGGUCCAAUUUUAUAACAACCUCAUCGAUGAGCUUCUUGCCAAUGGUUUAAAGCCGUUUGUGACUUUACUCCAUUUUGAUCAUCCGCAAGCUCUUGAGGAUGACUAUGGAGGGUUCUUAAGUCCCAAGAUUGUGGAUGAUUAUGUUGAUUAUGCGGAUUUGUGCUUUAAAACAUUUGGUGACCCGGUCAAGCACUGGGUGACCAUGAACGAACCAAAUGGGUGGAGCCUGGGCGGUGCCAAUGGCUCUGCUGCCUCUUCUCCGGCCGAGUCCUACAUCUUGGCCCAUCACUUCCUUCUUUCCCAUGCAGCUGCUGUCAAACUCUACAGGAAGAAGUACCAGGCAUCUCAAAAGGGAAAAAUUGGAAUUACCAUAAUAACUAAUUGGUUCGUACCAAAAUCCGAGACAACUGCUGACAGCAAGGCAGCUUCCAGAGCUCUAGAUUUCCUUUUCGGAUGGUUUGUGGAUCCACUGAUAUUUGGUGAGUAUCCAAAGAGCAUGCGAUCAUUGGUAGGGAGAAGACUGCCCAAAUUCACCGAAGCAGAGUCCAAAAUGUUAAAAGGGUCCAUCGAUUUUCUUGGUGUAAAUUACUACACCGCAAAUUAUGCAGAAAAUGCUCCUCCAUCCAACACUGCCAUCGCUGCCAAUGAUAACAGAGUCAAUCUCACAACCGAAAAGAAUGGAGUUCCAAUUGGCACACCGACUGCAGUGAGCUGGCUUUUCAUUUAUCCAAAGGGCUUGCGGCAGCUUAUGCUUUACAUAAAGGAGAAAUAUAACAAUCCACCCAUUUACAUUACAGAGAAUGGGGUGGCUGAAGCAAAUAAUGCUUCAUUGACAGUAAAAGAAGCGCUCAAGGACAGCACCAGGAUAAGAUACCUUGAUGGCCACCUAAAAUCCCUUUAAAAGCAAUCAGGGAGGGUGUUAACAUCAAGGGUACUACGUGUGGGCGUUUUUGGAUGACUUCGAAUGGACUUCUGGAUACACCCUUAGGUUUGGGUUCACAUACAUUGAUUUCAAGAACAACUUGACAAGAUACCUUAAAUAUUCAGCUUAUUGUUCAA
This is a messenger RNA of Theobroma umbraticum, 1676 nucleotides long. Its product is annotated as beta-glucosidase 12-like. Gene Ontology annotation, molecular function: beta-glucosidase activity. Lineage: Eukaryota; Viridiplantae; Streptophyta; Magnoliopsida; Malvales; Malvaceae. The record is from RefSeq and is a predicted model, not a curated record. Gene Ontology annotation, biological process: carbohydrate metabolic process.